Somion occarium is the source of this 2357-nucleotide messenger RNA. Lineage: Eukaryota; Fungi; Basidiomycota; Agaricomycetes; Polyporales; Cerrenaceae. The record is from the annotation of a GenBank genome assembly.
AAUGCCUGUUUUUGCUGUAUGAAAACUUGACUCUCCAUCCGCUGUCGAUGCACAACACGAUCCUCGAACUCUUGUCGCCUUUAUCGAUACUCUCAAUUGAAUUUGGAGCCUUCUUAUCAUUGUUUAAGAUGUCGAUUCAAUGAGGCUGAUUCUGCGGCAAGCCUUUCUGGUGACAUUCCAUAUACCCUCUAGUUCGAGCUCUAGCGAGAAAAUGACCUCUUCCUAAUAUAUAAGCCAAAUAUGUUGUACAGGUAUGCAAUAGGUCUGCUGCCUGUGAGCUAACCUUCCUGUAGUGUGUGCUCAGGUGACAUCUCACCGUGAGAUGCUCCGGAUUGUACUCGCGUCCCAUGUUGUGUUCUCGUGCGAUCCUCGUCUCACGCGCAGAUCUCACCAAGGCGUCGGGCACUACUACUAGUGCUCUAGUCGUUCAGUACAUGCAGUGUUGAUGACCAUGGAGGUAGCUGGCGAGAAUCCGAUAUCAACGUUUCGUCAUUACAUACACUAUCUUCACGGGGCAUCUGACCGACCUUUUAGGUUUGACAAAUCAACGCAUCAUAACAUGAUCUAGUCUUCUAGUCCUCUUAUUCGUGCCGAUUCGCAGGAUCCCACGCCCAUCAGGGCACACGAUAUAAGCUGUGAGCAUCGUGUCAAAAUUACGGUCGCACUCUUUCCCCUCGUCAUGGUCUACGCACUCAAACGACAACCGUUGAAAGCGCUUUACUUGACCUUCGCUCUCCCUGUUACCCUCCUCGUUCGCUUACCUUUCUGGUGUGUUUAUUACCUUCCUAGAUUCAACAGACCCAGGAGGUCGUGGAAGUGGUGGCAAUGUAUUCAGGUAAACCUUAUCCGUACCCUUGCUGAUCUUGGAGAUAUUCCCGAGAAAACAGGUCCUCUUCUCUCCCAUCCAACCCAUCAUACCAUUCCCAAGGACAAAUAUAAAUCAGUUUGGAUCGAACCCACUCCCGCUCUCGUCUUUGACCCGCUGAAGAAGUUCGCGGAUGCAGCCAAAGUGGAACCCGUUCGUAUCCCUGGAUACUGGUAUGAUCGGGAGGGAAAGAGCGUCCCGGUCGGGGACCGUCCACGACCUGGAGAGAAAGUCCUGUAUUACCUCCACGGCGGGGGCUAUGUUGGCAUGUCCGCUCAUCCCAGCUCUAUCUACGCAUACCUGAUCAAUCGCCUCACGACAACUCUUCCUAACGUGGAGCGCACGCUAGCUGUCGAAUACCGGCUCACCACAGGUCCGCCCGACGAACUCACCAACCCAUUCCCUGCUGCGCUGCUUGAUGCCAUAGCAGGCUAUGCUUAUCUCAUCAACGUUGUCGGUUUCAAACCAGAGAACAUUAUCCUUGGAGGUGACUCUGCUGGAGGGAAUCUUGCACUCGCAUUGACGCGCUAUCUCGUUGAAGCGGGCCGCCUCCCUGAAGCCGCGAAUGUUCUCCCUAAACCACCUUCAAAUCUCAUUUUGAUCUGUCCUUGGUCAGAUCUCGGUUCCUCACACGAGACUCCCGGCGCGUCUGUGUACGUCAACCUAGAGUCAGACUUCAUAGGGCCCGUCGACGAUGCCCUCCUAAAGCACGCUCGUGUGAAUUACGUGGGCCCCUUAGGUUUCCCCGAAGCAGCCAACACGAACUCGUACCUCUCACCUGGCUCGAAGCACCCCAGUAUGCCUGAAGUUUCAUUCAAAGACUUCCCGAGGACGUUCAUCGUUUGGGGUGAAGCGGAAAUCUUGGUUGAUCAGGUUAAGACCUUAUGGCGGAAGAUGACAGACCAGUUGGGUGAGGAGCAGGUUGGGUGGGUGGCAGGAAAGGAUGCCCCACACGAUUUCAUGCUUUUGGAAUCGUUCGAAGAGCAGAAUGAUGAGGCUUAUGGUGCCCUUGAGAAGUGGUUUACAUCUCAAUAGGCACUAACUGAUCGUAGGUAUCACAUAUGCACUUCCCUUCAGCGCAGCUUCUGAAUUAUUGGUCAUGGAGCCUGUAAAUUAACCACUCUAUCGAUGUUGUUAUGAUGCUUUUACAGGAUAAUCAUAUUUCACAUGAUUUCAGAAUGUCUGCAGUGACAAUGAAAUUACGCGCAGCGUUAAACGACCCUCAAGUCUAUCGUUAUUUGAUGUCAUUGCACUUCUCGUUGGUCGUUUGGAAGACGUGCACGUGGAUUAGAGUCUAAAGAACCACAGUCGUUCACGUCUACCUUCGACUCGCUGACUCUAUUUGCUCUUGCUUGUCAAUAGACUCGACGCAAUUUCCUUUUCUGACAGCUCCCAGGUUUGCCAGCAACCACCGUCUUAUCCUUUCAUCUAACCUUCAUCAUACGACAAGGCUUCACAUAGUUCGCUUCCUGAAUGAAACAUUCUGCUACAA